AUGGCAUUCGAUACUCGAUAUGAUCCUGACGUAUAAUAACUAUUUAAUGAAAUUAUUAUAGUUGAAAAAUGUUGAAAAGAAAAUAAGUUGAUUUAAAUUUAUUUUGUAUUCACCAAAUAACGAACUAUGGAAUUGCAUAAUUAAAUCAAGAUUAUUUUAUAAAAUUGCUAAUUAUAUUGACUGACUAUCGGAAAUUGAUUUUCGUUAAACCCAAUAUCUAUCUAAUUAAAAAAAGUUUGAAAUCAAUGUAGAAUACUAAUAUGAAUCUUUAACUGCAGUUAUUCAAAGUGGGGACAAGCUAAAAAUUUUACUGAAUAGUAAACCAACAAAAUUGAAUUUCAAUUGAAUAUUUCAAAUAAGCGUAAAACUGUCGAUUAAAGAAUGAUAUAAAUGUAUUUAAUAGAUUUUUAAUAAUAAAAUGCUAAAAUGUACUAAAAUAAAAAGUAAAGGUGUGGAUAGAAAAUUAGAUUAUUUUGACAGAUCCUGUAAUUCCAAUCCCCAAGCACAUAGAAAUUAUGUUCAAGAUAUUAAUUCUUUGUAUAAAAUAUUUGAUUAUUCUGAAAAAGAAUUGCCCACCAUGACAAAAAAAUAUGUAUCUUUUGGAGAGUUUUUGCAAAUUGAGCUGACCAGAGGUUAUCAGUUAGAACAUGAAGAACAGCGAUUUUCAGCACGUAGAGAAAAAAUAUAUUCAUUUUUUAAAAUUCCUCGAGAAGUCGAAAAAUUUAUGAUAUAUGGCUUUUUUCAAUGUGCUGACUCGUUUUUAUACGUUUAUACAUUUUUACCAUUAAGAUUUAUAAUGGCUGUGUGGGCUAUUAUUAUCAGGCGUGUGAAACAAUUUAUAGGAAAAAAGCAGUGUUGCAAACAAAAAAAAGAAUAUUUAACUUCAGCAGAAAUAUGUGAUUUGUUAAAAGGAAUUGUAGUUUUCAGUUGCUGGAUUAUAACUUGGAAAGUUGAUACUUCAAUGAUGUACCAUUUAGUUAAAAGUCAGUCAGUUAUCAAACUUUAUAUUUUUUAUAAUAUGUUGGAAGUUGGUGAUCGACUUUUUAGCGCUUUUGGACAAGACACUAUCGAUGCAUUACUCUGGACUGCGACAGAGCCAAGAUCUAAAAUCCGUUCAAUGCACUCUCAACACCUAGGAACAUUACCGCAUUUGUUUUUUGCAGUUGUAUAUGUCCUAUUGCAUAGUAUUUUAGUGCUUUUUCAAGCAACUACAUUAAACGUUGCAAUUAAUAGUAGCAACAAAGCACUCCUAACUAUAAUGAUGUCAAAUAACUUUGUAGAAUUGAAGGGCUCCGUCUUUAAGAAAUUUGACAAAAACAACCUUUUUCAAUUAUCAUGCAGUGAUGUAAGAGAACGUUUUCAUUUAGCAAUGUUACUUUUGGCUGUCACUUUGCAGACAAUGAAAGAAUAUGCAUGGCGUGCUGAUCGUUUGGCGAUUCUGCUACCAGAUUGCAUAUUACUAUUAUUCGCAGAAGUUUUGGUUGAUUGGGUGAAACAUGCUUUCAUUACUCGUUUUAACGAAUUAUGUUCAAUAGUAUAUAGAGAAUAUACUGUUAGUUUAGCAUAUGACAUGGCUCAAACAAGACAAGAAACAGCUUGUUCCGACCCUUCUGAUUUAGUUGCCAGAAGGAUGGGCUUUAUUCCACUACCUCUUAGUGUUGCAAUCGCUCGAGUAUUAUGCAGUACUUUGACACCUUCAGCAAAGCCAAUGAACAUCCUACUUAUAAUAUUAGCUUAUUUGAUCUUGACAACGUUACGAAUAUUUAUCAAUUUGAUGAUUCUAGGACCUGCUUGUGAUCUUAUCAGUCUACACCCACAAUCAACUUUGAUAAAGCAUGAAAUUAACAAGAAAAAUAAAGGAAAUAACGAUUGGAAAAAUACGCUAUCUGAAAAUGAAAACAUAUCUACAGAAUUACUAUCAAAUAGUUCUUCAAGGUCGAAUAACAAAUUCCUUACUCAGACUAUGCUGUUAAAAUCAUAUGAACAAUUAGAUACAAAUUUUACUCUAGAAUGCACGCAAUUUCAGCGACUGGAUAAUUUUCCAUCUCUUCCAACGACUCUUGUAAGAGCUGGGAGCGAACCUCUGUUAUUAUCACAAUAAAGUUUCUAUUUUUAAUUGAUCUAUUGUAAUAAAAAUUAUAUUUCAUUAACAAGAAACAAUAAGAAAUAAA
This is a messenger RNA of Phymastichus coffea, 2171 nucleotides long. RefSeq names its product protein TAPT1 homolog. The transcript has 7 exons. The coding region runs from base 419 to 2101 and encodes 560 amino acids. NCBI's taxonomy places the organism in Eukaryota, Metazoa, Arthropoda, Insecta, Hymenoptera, Eulophidae. Gene Ontology annotation, cellular component: ciliary basal body; endoplasmic reticulum membrane. The record is from RefSeq and is a predicted model, not a curated record. Gene Ontology annotation, biological process: positive regulation of cilium assembly; maintenance of protein localization in endoplasmic reticulum.